AUGGGCAUGGAUGUCAUUGGUCCAAUCGAGAAACCAGCAUCCAAUGGGCACAGAUUCAUUCUUGUCGGAAUUGACUAUUUCACCAUGUGGGUUGAGGCCACCUCCCAUAAAUCAGUGACAAAGAAAGUUGUGGAUGACUUUUUCAAAAAUAACAUUAUUUGUAGGUUUGGAAAUCCUGAGUCAAUCAUCUCCGACAAUGGCACCAACCUAAACAUUGACCUAAUGAGAUCAAUGUGUGAGGAGUUCAAGAUCAGUCAUCGAAACUCUACAACAUACAUGCCACUAAUGAACAGGGUUGUUGAGGCAGCAAACAAAAACAUCAAAAGGAUAUUGCGCAAGAUGAUCGAUAACCACAAACACUGGCAGGAAAAGCUACCUUUCACAUUGCUGGGGUAUCGUACCACAACCAGAACUUCCACAGAGGCCACACCUUGCUUGUUAGUAUACGGCACAGAAGCUGUGAUACCCAUCGAAGUAGAAAUACCUUCCCUAAGGAUCAUCCAAGAAGCAAAGUUGAGUGACGCUGACUGGAUACAAGGUCAGGCAGAGACUUUGACAAUAGUAGAUGGAAGAAGAAUUUGUCAUGGUCAGCUCUAUCAGAAUAGAAUAGCCAGAGCUUUCAACAAAAAGGUUAAACCCAGACAUUUCUCACCUGGGCAACUGGUUUUGAAGCGGAUUUUCCCAAAUCAAGACGAGGCAAAGGGUAAAUUUUCACCAAAAUGGCAAGGUCUGUACGUAGUCUCUCGAGUACUGACAGGCGGAGCCCUCAUACUUGCAGAAAUUGAUGGAGAAGUUUGGCCAAAACCUAUCUAUUCAGAUUCUAUGAAAAAAUAUUACAUCUAG
Messenger RNA from Solanum lycopersicum (tomato), 843 nucleotides. The record is from RefSeq and is a predicted model, not a curated record. Lineage: Eukaryota; Viridiplantae; Streptophyta; Magnoliopsida; Solanales; Solanaceae.